CUCAACAGAUCCUUCUAAUGAAUUUGACUUGUCUACUUACGUGAUCAGAUACAAAAUUCGGUUCGUGUCUCUUCAGGCCUAUUACACCUUCUUCUUGCUCUGCACGAAGGAUGUGUCUCUGACCCUUGCUCAGCUCUCCAGGAUUCAACAGCUGAACAAUCCUUAGAGAAGAUUUAGGAUUAAUCUUCUCAUGCAAAUCUCUCACAGAUGUGUGUGUUUCGAUCAGGCCUUGUUCGUGAUCUCUCUCUUGAAGAUGUAUGAAUAUUAAUCUGCACAACCACGUCUCUCAUCCAUGGAUGUCUCUUUAUAUAUUACUCACAUAACCUUAGUGGAGUUAAUCUGGAACUCUGUGGUGAUAAGCUUGAGUACCAAACAAUCCUAGUGCAUCAUGAUUUCUUUCGUAGGAUGCAUCUGCUACUCCUCACGUGGCCAGAAGAUACCCAAUUAAUGUAAAUCCUCUUGAUACUGGACUCCUCACAAAACCCAAGUGAUAUAAGUCCCAAAGAUUAAGAGUCCUUGUCGUAUAAUAAUCCUAGAACAUGAAAACCUUGACAAGGAUGACUGACAGGAUAAUACAACUUCUGACACAAUAAACAUGCUAACAAAUCUACGGAAAAAGGUUUUUGUCAAAAAAUUAUGCCAACAUAAAUUACAACAGCACGAACUAUUUGGAGCUAACAGCCCCCUCACACAAGGCCCAAAUAAUGGGCGUGAAACGGCUUGAUGUGGCCAGUGAUGGUGCCGGAUAACGCCCACACACCGCCCCUCGGGGCGCCAUCCGAAUAAAAAACGGAGAAAGCACUUUAUUCUAAAUUCUCUGUGCCUUUCUCUGAGCAAAUUUGCCUUUAUUUUUUGAAAGCGCCCAAGACACUCGAUAAAUGACUUCUCAGUGGGCUAUAAAUACCCCUCCAUUACCAAUCUCUCCUCAUGCUUCAAGCAUACUUAUUACAGAGUGAGUGAGUGACAGAGUAGCUGAAAAUCAAUAGUAGACUCCAUUAUUUAAAGAAACAGAGAGAGUGAGAUGGCUUGUUUCCCCAUUAUUAACUUGGAGAAGCUUAACACUGAAGAAAGGGCUGCCACUAUGGCACAAAUUAAAGAUGCUUGUGAAAACUGGGGAUUCUUUGAGGUGGUGGAUCAUGGGAUAUCAGUUGAGCUGUUGGACAGAGUGGAGAAGUUGACAAAAGAGCACUACAAGAAGAGUAUGGAGGAAAGGUUCAAGGAAAUGGUGGCCUCAAGGGGACUUGAUGCUGUUCAGAAUGAGAUCAAUGAUCUUGACUGGGAGUCAACCUUCUUCUUGAAGCAUCUCCCUUCCUCUAACAUCUCCCAAGUCCCAGACCUUGAAGAUGACUACAGGUCAUUUCAUAAGUCUCUAAAGAUUUAAUAUGCAAAGAAUUUACUCUGUAUUUCAAUAUAUUUUCAAUACUUUCUUAAUGGUACUCAAGAACCUUAAGGGAGUAAAUUAAUUUGGGACAAAAAAGGGAGUAAUAAUAACCUCAAACAAAAGUUACUGUUCUCU
Molecule: messenger RNA, 1516 nt
Organism: Cuscuta campestris
Lineage: Eukaryota; Viridiplantae; Streptophyta; Magnoliopsida; Solanales; Convolvulaceae
Source: the annotation of a GenBank genome assembly